Drosophila serrata is the source of this 3903-nucleotide messenger RNA. RefSeq names its product Inositol hexakisphosphate kinase (gene Ip6k). NCBI's taxonomy places the organism in Eukaryota, Metazoa, Arthropoda, Insecta, Diptera, Drosophilidae. The record is from RefSeq and is a predicted model, not a curated record. Gene Ontology annotation, biological process: phosphatidylinositol phosphate biosynthetic process; inositol phosphate biosynthetic process. Gene Ontology annotation, cellular component: cytoplasm; nucleus. Gene Ontology annotation, molecular function: inositol hexakisphosphate kinase activity.
AAUUUUUUACAAAACGGGAAAAUCUAAAGCGCGCUCCGCCAAGCAAGGGAAAAGUGAAAAAGUGUGUGACAAAGUGCAAAAUAAGCCACAAAACGCGCAUGUGAGAAAUCAAAAUUAAUUGAGAAGCAUUAAAUUGUAUACAUAUCAGAGCACCCACAUACGCGUGUGUGUGUGCGAGUGCCAGUGCUUCAGUGCUUGUGAGAUUUUCACCGUGGAAAAUGCAAAGUGAAUGAAAAACCCAGCCUAGGACAGACAGCGAAUUGGAAAAGAGUAACUCGCAUUGGGGACACGCAGAGGUGUCUCGAAAAAGACAGAACAAAGGAGCAAGGCACCGAGCGCAAAAAGCGGCCAGCAAUCGUUACACUGUUUAGCGCGGCAGGGAAUGGUAUAUUUCUUGGGGGAUUGGGGCAUGGGAGAUUCUGACUUGUCGUCAUAUCAGCAACAUGUUCCAAAUAUACAGCAGCAGCAGCAACGCAUCCAUGGACGUGACUUACUCCUUCAUCAACAGCAACAGCAGCAGCAGCAGCAGCAGCAGCAACAACAACAACAGCAGCAGCAGCAGCAACCUCUGCAACAGCAGCAGCAACAGUCCACACAGCAGCAGCAACAGCAACAAUUUGUGGCACAAAUCUCCAGUGGCCUAAGCCAGUUGCAGUCGCAGUUGCAGUUUGCCACUAGCUCCAACUUCCUACAACAAGGCUUGCCAUCGCCAACCUCGGUCUCUCCCACAUCCCCCAACCAGCAGCCACUCCCACUUCCACUCCCAUCCCAGCAGCAACAGCAGCAACAGCAACAUGUUGGUUCUGUCAGCAGCAGCAGCCAGGUUACCGCCAAUCUCCAGCAGCUGUCGGUGAGCAGCAGCAGCAGCAGCAGCAGCAACAGCAAUAGUAACAGCAGCAGCAACACCCACUGCACCCCCACCAAACCACAGCAGCACCAUUUACAACCAGAUGCAGCUGCUGCACCCACUGUUCCAGCUGGCGCCAAGUCGUUGUCCAAGACCCCGCAGCUGAGCAAGGAUCUCCUGGACAAUGAGGAUGAGGUGGCCCUGCACCCGCUCUCCAACCAGGUCGGAGGGCACACACGUCUAUUGCUGCUCAACCAGUCGACGGUGAUAAAGCCGCUGAACCUGCGUGAAUUGGACUUCUACCAGAACAUUCCGCAGGACAUACUGAAGUUUGUGCCCAAGUACAAAGGCGUCAUGCAAGCCACCACCAUGGGCGGAGCCAAGCUGGACAAGCGCUACUCGCCCAGUUUUCGUGACGAGGCUGCCGCCGUGCCAGUGCGAAAGAUGAGCGCCUCCAAAAGGAAGAGGGAUGAGGUACUCAGAAUGAAGGUGCACAAGAACGGACAGGCAGCUGAGGUAAUCAAAAGCAUCUCCCAGCUGGACAACACAAAUAAGCAAUACUUCCUUAUGCUGGAGAACAUCACCUCGCAGUUCCGCAAUCCCUGCAUCCUCGACCUGAAGAUGGGCACCCGCCAGCACGGUGACGAUGCUUCGGCGGAGAAGCGCUCCAAGCAAAUGGCCAAGUGUGCGGCCAGCACCUCGGGCUCGCUGGGCGUGCGCCUGUGCGGCAUGCAGACCUACCAGGCGGAUCUGGAGCAGUAUGCCAAGCGGGACAAGUAUUGGGGCCGCGAGCUCAACGAGGGUGGCUUCAAGACGGCUCUGCAUGACUUUUUCUACAACGGUUACCGUCUGCGCAUUCGCGUCAUCCGCAAGAUCCUGCAACGCCUGCUGCAGUUGCGGCGGGUCAUUGAGAAGCAGUCCAGCUACCGGUUUUACUCCUGCUCCCUGCUCAUCGUCUACGAGGGCUUCGAGGAGAACCCGAUGGCCCAUCCGCCUUCAAUGGGUGUGGAUGAGUGGCCCCAGGAGGCGCCUAGGUCGGCCACCGUGCCUGGUACCGUGUUUGACUAUCAUCCAGAGAACAGCAUAGACGAGGACGAGGAUCUGGAGGAUGAGGAGGAUGAGGCGGGCCACGAGGCUGGAGAUGAACUAGAGCCGCACGACACCGACGAGGAUCUGCAUUUGGUGGCGGCCGCCGACAGUGGCAAUGCCUCGGCCACCAACAGCAGCACAGGCGGCGAUGCCUGCAACUACGAUGCGGAUGCCUCUAACGACUCCAGUUCCAUGCUCAAUCUGGCCACACGUCGACACCUGCACAAGCGCGGUUUUGCAGAGGCAGCGGCUCGUGGCGUGAAGCAAACGGCCGCCAGUACCACCACCGAUGAGGAGGAGGACGAGGAACAACAUCCGGCUGCCAUGCCGCCGCCACGUAGUUGCGGUGUUACGGCCGCCAAGGCGGCAGCAGCCGCUGCCGCGGCAGCUGGACUGGCCGGAAAGGGCCAGGGCCAGGGCGCAUUCAUUCCAAUCUCCGAAGAGACAGUAUUCCUGGAUCCAGAGCCGGCGCUGCCCAGCGUGACGACCACCUCAUCGCCACAUUCCGGUGACUCGUGGAUGAACUACAGCAGCAACAGCAGCGACGACUUCUCCGGCCUGUCGGAGCAGAUUAAGGCAGUGGCCAGCGGACGGCAGACAGGAAACAAUAGCAGCGAUGACGCCAGCUCCGACUACGAGAGCAGCAUCAUUGGGCCAACGGAAGCCAUGUUCAAGCGCUACAAAUCGCAGCAAUCCGAAACCGCCUCCCCGCCCCUCACUGCCGGCAAUUCGAGCGUCUCCAACGGCACCACCACCGUCCGGUCACUGGUCUCGCCCGCCUCCUCCAGCGCCUCGUCCCUCAAGUCGGUUAAAUCGGGCGCCGUGAAGCGUCUGCGCUGCAAGGACGAUGACGAGCAUACCGCAUCGCUCGGCGAGUGCGAGUCGCGCGAGGCGAAGAAGUCUACGAUCACCUCGACUCCGGUCUCGGCAGUAUCCUCACCGGCCAAGACCGCUGCCAGCGAGAGCAUUGCUAGCCAGCAAUCCCGGCUGUCCGGACUGCUGCUGGACAACAACGAGCAGCAGCUCCGCCACUCAGCCCUCCUGCUGCAGCACAGCUCGAAGUCUCUGGACAUGUCGGCGCCACCCACUGAUGACAGCCAGUGCUUCGUGGACGUGCGCCUCAUCGACUUUGCCCACACGGCCUUUGUGCCACGCAACGGCAGCAUGCUGCCCACGCCCCCAGCUGCCCCAGUGCACCAUGGACCCGACGGCGGCUUCCUCACCGGCCUGGACAGCCUAAAUCGUCUGCUCAACGAGAUUCUAGCCGAGGAGAGGAUCUAAGAACGAUGGGAAAGAGUACAAUUUAAUUUCAGAAAUACCUAAAAGUGCGUUGAAAAUUAUGAAAAAACAAAAACUAAUUUUUAGAAAUUCGAAAUGUGAUUCAAAAGCAAACAAAACCUAUUUAACAAGCCGGAUAUAAUAGACCUUAAAUGUUGUAACUUUUUAACUUUUAAACCAAACAACUCGUAACUUAAGUACAGUAAAGCAGCAUUUGUGAAGGAAGGUAGGAGUACGAAUGAAGGAGGUAUCAAAGAAGGAGAAUGUAACAGUCGCUUCCAACAAAAAGUAGAUGAAAAGUUUAUAAUAGUUUGAUAGAUCCGCUUCACAGCGAAUCUAACCUAUGUAUGGUGAGACCUAUUAAUAUUGUAUUGAAGGCGGAUCUGAUGUUUUUAUACAAUUUAGCCAUUACAAUACAUUAAAAACACAAACAAAAAAAUAUAUAUACAUGUAUAACAACAAAUGAUAGAUGAUGCAAAAUGACAAAGAAAAGCGACAGCAAGAACGCAAGGAUCAGUAUUUCGUUGAAUGUAAACUAUGCUUAAAGUCUCUUAGCUCGUUUCCUUUUCCAAUUUGUAGCGACGUUUCGGAGUUUACUAUAUAAAUUUAACUGAAAAUAAACACAAACAUUUUUAAGUUAAAAGUUUAAAGAGAGAAGAAGAACGCUAUUAAUACAUACAUAUAUAUUA